UUCGGUCGCAGUAAACUCGCGUGUGCCAGGAUGAUUAUGUGCACGAGGAGAGGGACUCGCCGUGAUCGGCCCAGCUGCUCCAAGACCGCCGGCGCGUUUUUUGAUAAGCCGGCUUACUUGCUCCAGUAUCAAGAUCAUCAUCGACGGUUUAUUCUGUUGGUGUUGCGGUUGCUUCUGUCACUGCUGUUGUUUGCCGAUAAUGCGCGUACCGACAAUCUACCUCCAGCUUCCGAGGGACCAACAUUUGCUAUGGCAAUAUCGAACGUGACCAUCCCAGUGGGGCGGGAGGCUGUACUGUCUUGCGUCGUCGAGGACUUGUCAAACUACAAAAUUGCUUGGCUACAAGUGAAUACUCAAACUAUUUUAACGAUAGCGAAUCACGUGAUCACGAAAAAUCAUCGAAUAGGCGUCACGCACAGCGAUCAUCGCACAUGGUAUCUACACAUAAAGGAUGUCCGAGAAUCCGAUGCUGGAGAUUACAUGUGUCAGAUAAAUACAGAUCCUAUGAAAAGUCAAAUUGUUUACUUACAAGUUGUUGUUCCACCUGAUAUACUGGAUUAUCCUACGAGUACAGAUAUGGUUGUACGAGAAGGCAGUAACGUGACGUUGAAAUGUGCGGCGACUGGCUCGCCGACCCCUAACAUAACGUGGAGGCGCGAGGGCAGUGAACUAAUAACUCUCGCCAAUGACCAAGGAGUGACGCAUGUGGAAGGUCCAAUGUUGAACAUAACGAGGGUCAAUCGACUACACAUGGGACCAUAUUUGUGUAUUGCGUCCAAUGGUGUACCACCAACCGUCAGUAAAAGAAUUAUGCUUAUCGUUCACUUUCCACCUAUGAUAAUGGUUCAAGAUCAAUUAGUGGGUGCUCAAGAGGGACAAGAAUUAACCAUGGAAUGUAUGUCAGAGGCAUAUCCAAAAUCGAUCAACUAUUGGACUCGAGAAAACGACGAUGAAAUCAUAGCCAACAGUGAAAAAUACGAUCCUGUUCUUAUUAAUAAUGUCUAUAAAGUUCAAAUGAAAUUAACCAUUCGUUCGGUCAGCAAAUCAGACUAUGGAGCUUACAAAUGUAUAGCCAAUAAUUCUCUAGGGAGUACCGAUGGCAGUAUCAAGCUCUAUCACAUACCAACCCCUUCAACAACGCCAACAACAACGACGACAACAAUUGCAACAACUAUUAGGACAACAUCUACCCCACCUAUACCAUAUAGAACUGAAAGAAAACAAAGAACAAGGCAAAAAAUAAUGUCAACUGCAGCUCCACGCAUUAACGACUUGGCCGUAUUUUCUAAAGCUACAAUAAAUAAAGAAGAGUCACGUCAGCACAAAGGAAAGAAUAAUGAAGAUUUCAACUCUGGUGCAAAAAUUAAUUCGAAUAACGGAAAGAAGAAUUCUAAUAGCAAGAACAGUAAUCAUGAAAGAUUAGAAGUUCAAAGAGAUAAGACAGCUCAAUCAAGAUCUUCUAUACCUGCAUCUCAUGCAUCUGUUUCGAGUCUCGAGUAUUCAAAGAAAAACUUGUUUGUUGUUGUUUUGUGUUUGUUAAUAGUCAUCACGGAGAAGCUUACUCAAACGUAGUGAAACAAGCGAAACUGAGUGGAAUGAACUUUUUGUUAAGCCCUGGCAUUGUGGGGAAAAUUAUUGCGUAGAGUAAAAACUCAUUCGUUAAUUUGCUUCGGAACUUGAGAAAGCUCCAUAAGCCCAUUGAGAAAUGAAAAUAAUAACAGUUGAAAGUGAAAAUCUAACAUAAAUUGUAAUAUAGCAUGCAUUUGAGUGUAUGAAUGAAAGUUAUUACAUUGUAAAUAAGUGUUUUAAUGAUAUAAUACACGUUAAAUUUCUAUACGCCAUGAAUUAAAUUUUUUAAUUAAAUAAAAAAAAUAUUAAUUUAAAAAUAAAUACACACUUGUCAAAAAUCAAACACGAGUCUUACUCUGAUCUUACAAUUGAAAAUUGCAUAUCGGAAGUACUAUUUAAAUUACCAGAGCAAAUAAAGUUUGAAAAGGAAUUUUGAAGUAUGUUUUAUAUACAUUUUAUACUGUUGGUUAAUAUUCAAUAAAUUCAGUAGGUGCUAAAGAAUCUGUUUUUGUCGAAAAAUUAUUAAAUUUUGUAUACGUAAACUUAUAAAAUCUACUGUGAUGGAAAGUUCAUUAUAAUUUUAUAAAGUAUACGAUCAAAAUAAAAUAAAGUCCUGAGAAACAAUAA
Trichogramma pretiosum is the source of this 2196-nucleotide messenger RNA. RefSeq names its product opioid-binding protein/cell adhesion molecule homolog. Gene Ontology annotation, cellular component: neuron projection. The transcript is spliced from 10 exons. The record is from RefSeq and is a predicted model, not a curated record. Lineage: Eukaryota; Metazoa; Arthropoda; Insecta; Hymenoptera; Trichogrammatidae. The coding region runs from base 31 to 1572 and encodes 513 amino acids.